Molecule: messenger RNA, 1875 nt
Organism: Hypanus sabinus (Atlantic stingray)
Lineage: Eukaryota; Metazoa; Chordata; Chondrichthyes; Myliobatiformes; Dasyatidae
Product: E3 ubiquitin-protein ligase TRIM39-like
Exons: 6
Coding region: 125-1552 (475 amino acids)
Molecular function (GO): protein binding; zinc ion binding
Source: RefSeq, a predicted model, not a curated record
UUUGCAAGCAAAGCCGAAGAGGAGAAGCUGAUCGAAGCACCGUCCGGGAUAGGCAAGUAAGGUUUGCCUGAUAGUGGAAGCUCUUGUAACCCUAGGUUAUCGAUUGGUCAGGGAAGGCGAAAGGAUGGACGUGACUUCGGAGAAAGAACUGGAAAAUAUAAUAAACGAAGUGGUCUGCUCAAUCUGUCUCGAGUUUUACACGGAGCCAGUGAUGAUAGACUGUGGCCACAACUUCUGCAAAAAGUGCAUCCUUGAUUACUGGGAGAAGCAGAAAGACGAUAUCACCUGCCCCAAAUGCCAGGAGCAGUUUACCCAGCCGAACACCAGGCUCAACCGCUUCGCCGCGAGCAUGGUGGAGAGCGUCCGCAAACUGACCGUGAAGCCCAAGGAGAGCGAGGACAUCCGCUGCCCCCAGCACGACGAGAAACUCAAGCUCUUCUGCGAGAGCGACAAAUCACCCGUCUGCGUGGUUUGCGCCGUUUCCCAAGAGCACAAGGACCACAAGAUCAGCCCCCUGAAGGACGUGACCGAAGUCUACAUGGGAAAACUGCAGACUGCCUUGGAAUUCCUGAAUAAGCAAGUGGAUGAAAUAUCCAACUGUCAAGUCAGUCAACAGACCAACAUCGCUGAGCUGAAGAAACAAGCCAACGACAUGCGGAAGAACAUUGAGUCCGAAUUUGCCAAGCUCAGGCAGUUUCUGCGUGAGGAGGAGAAGUUGGUGAUGGGGAAGAUUAAGCAGAAAGAAGAUGGUGUCUUGCAUCAGUUGGAGCAGAACCUGAAGGCAGUGUCAGUGGAAAAUGCGCUGAUGAACCAGCGAAUUUCGGAAAUUCAGAGGAGGAUGACACUUCAGGAAGUAGAGCUGUUGAAGAUGGAGCUCAGAAAUAGGUUGGAUGAGUUUAUGUAUGGUUGGUGUAAUGUUCGAAGUGCAGAGAUGCCAUACACCAGACCCACGGAAGUACGCAUUGACCUGAAUCUACGUGAGCCCACUGGACCUUUACAGUACACCGUGUGGAGGCGAAUGCUGGAAGUUAUCACUCCAGUUCCAGCCUCGCUGACCCUGGACCCGCAGACGGCGCACCCCCGCCUCAUCCUGUCUGAGGACCACACCCAGGUGAAGCGCGGUGAAUGGAGGAAGGUGCCUGACCUCCCCGAGCGCUUCAACUUUCUGCUCAGCGUAUUGGCGUCACAGGGAUUCACCUCAGGCCGCCACUACUGGGAGGUAGAUGUGAGCAGCAACACGGCUUGGGACGUGGGCGCCGCCAAGUCCUCGGUGACGAGGAAAGCCAUUCCGCAGAACGGCAUCUGGGCAGUGGGACUGUGGGACAAGGAGUACAGUGCCUUCACCAAUCCCCGCACCUCACUGUCACUGGACGAGGGCCCCAAGCGGCUGGGCAUUUACCUGGAUUACGAAGAGGGCCAGAUCUCCUUCUACAAUGCCGUCACCAUGGAACACAUCUACACCUUCUCUGACAAGUUCACCGAGGCCAUCCACCCCUACUUCAGCACAGAGUGCAAAGUCAGCGCACUGAAGGUGGUCACAGUUCAAAUCUAGAAUGAGAGCCAAUUCAGACCUAUACUCCCCAGACGGGACACUUUCACAUGGGGAGAGAUAGUGGAGGGUGGUGCAGUGGGCAAAUGCACCAGAUCUACACUCAAAAGGGGAAAGUGUGCCUUCUGGUGUUUUAAGCUGAUGGAACCAUACACCCCACCAACACCUCCUGCUCUUUCUCAGAGCAUCCCUUGUGCCGGGACUGAACCUGCUGCCAGAAUGAGUUAGUGUUGUAUCAGACAUUAAGAAUCCAAAACACUGCAUCCCUAGAGAACAGCCUGCACUGUGAUCUUCUGCACAUCUGAGCAGGAAACAGGAACUAAAAA